GGUAAGGCUCACUACAAAAACAAACAUGAGAAUCUUCAUCAACGGAGCCUUGGUCAUUGUGUCAACGGAAGCACCUCUUGCGGCUAUGCAUUCAAUGUGUCGAGCCUGGAUGGGGGCUAGAGGUGCGAGGGCGGGCACUUCAACUUUGCCUCGUAAUUACGAUUCACGGACACAUCCCAUCCCGAGUGCAUCUGUAUUUGGAUUGCAUGGCCAGAGGGAAUGAACAUUCGAUUGAGGAGGGGCUUAUUGGGGUAAUUCAAUAUUGCGACCUGCAGCUGCGCCUUUUAUCUGCUUGCUGCUCGGUUUGCCCUAGCCAAAACUAAACAAAACGUCUACAUUCAAUACGACCCUGCCGUAUAGCUGCAGAUUUGUGAUACCUUCUGGAGCAUAAAGGUAGCAUAAGAACCCUCAUACAAUCAAAUCAGUUUUGGUCAUCAAACUACAAUUCUUCUUUUCAAUAUGGACUUCCUCAGAGCCCAAUUUACGAAAAUUCCUAAACUUAAACCUGUCAACCUUUCCAAGAGUACGGUCUUGAUUACGGGCGCAAAUGCUGGACUCGGAUUAGAAGCCGCUCAUGAAAUUCUUCUUUCCAAGCCCGAGCGUCUAAUCCUUGCCGUGCGCGAUAUUGAGAAAGGUGAUGUCGCAAAGAGAGAGCUUCAAAAUCGAACGACAUCAAGCACCCAAAUUGAUGUACACAAGUUGGAUCAUUCAAGCUUUCGUUCCGUUCAGAAUUUUGUCAAAGAACUUGAAGGUCAACGCGUUGAUAUAGCAAUCCUGAAUGCAGGAACGUGGAAUACACACUUCACAACAACUACAGACGGGUAUGAGGGCAAUCUUCAGGUCAAUACUCUUGCUCCUGCAUUGCUCUCAUUGUUGCUUCUUCCAAACCUCCGUGCCGCUGCAUCUUCCCCUCGCCCUGCUGACGCACCACAACCACAUUUGAGCAUUGUUUCUAGCGGCCUUCAUGAAAUGGCCAAAUUUCCAGAGAAAGACCUUCCACAAGGUGAAAUAUUAGCAGCCUUGAAUGAUGCGACCCGUUACGCGCAGUCAGAUCGCUAUCCUGUAACCAAAGCGAUUAGCCUCCUGUGGACCAAGGAACUUUCGAAAAGAAUACCAAGCUCGGAAAUCAUCAUCAAUGCACCGACUCCGGGAUUCUGCAAGACUGGACUCAUGAGUCAGACUUCCGGUAUCAUGGGCUUAAUUGUAAAGCUCGCCUUUCUCUCGGUUGGCAGGUCAGCCCAAGAUGGUUCUCGAUGCUUGGUCGAUGCAGCAGUGUCAGGACCGCUGGAGACGCAUGGUCGAUACCUGAGUGAAAUGAAAAUAAAGCUCGAGUCUGAGCUUGUUCGCAGUGAGCAAGGAGAGGAAUUGGGAAAGAAAUUGUGGAAGGAAAUCAUGGAUGUUUUUGCUCGAGGUGGAUUAGCUGUUCAGGGUAGCCUUCCCGACAAUGCUUAAUCUAGAAUGGCUUUGAUUGUUUUCUUCUUGCGGUCAUCUUCCUAGUGGAGAUAAUAUAGGCCUUACCAUUCUUUUCUUACAUAUACUCAGUCCGUAGCAAUUAGAUUCAAAUUCA
Molecule: messenger RNA, 1567 nt
Organism: Botrytis cinerea B05.10
Lineage: Eukaryota; Fungi; Ascomycota; Leotiomycetes; Helotiales; Sclerotiniaceae
Exons: 2
Coding region: 460-1452 (330 amino acids)
Source: RefSeq, a predicted model, not a curated record